This is a messenger RNA of Paramecium sonneborni, 1085 nucleotides long. The record is from the annotation of a GenBank genome assembly. NCBI's taxonomy places the organism in Eukaryota, Ciliophora, Oligohymenophorea, Peniculida, Parameciidae.
AUGUCGACAUAUUCUUUAUAUCCUGUAAUUCAUGAAGCAAAUACAUUUGAAAUAUUCUCGAUGCUUUUAUAAAUAGGGCUUGAUAGAGCUAACAAUACUAAGACAAUUUAACAAAGACUUAAUCAAACAGAGCAUAUUAAAACUCCAACCGAUUUCUUAUCAUUUGUUAAUGUUAAUGAGAAAUGCCUAUCUUAAUCUUUAAAAUAAGAGAAAUAAAGAGUUGAAUAAGAAUUUGCACUUAUAGAAAUGUUAGUGCCUAACAAAUCGAAAACACAUUUGAUGUAUAAAGGUUUGUAUGAUGAAGGUCUUUCUAUCAUUUAUCACUAAAACUAAUAACAUAGUGGUUACCUUAAUUCCAAGUGAAGGUGAACUUGUCUGGUGAAUUUUUAGAUAUAGCAGAACUUUAUGGUCAAUUUUUUAUUGCAUCGGGAAUGAACCAUAGAUUACAAUAAAUAUAAGCGAUUAAGAAAAAUAAUCUGUAUGAUAAAGUAAUAGAGGGAUGAUUAUAUUUAGAUUCCCUUUAUGCCUUUACUUAUGAAGUGGUUACAUGAAUAUUGCAGAUCAUAAUUUAAUAAAUUGUUCUCUUCUCUUUAUGAAACCAUCACUCUUAUGAAAUCCAACUAUGUAUUUAAUUAUUUAUUAUAAUUAUUUAGAGACAAAUUGUUAACAAACCAAAAGAAGAGUUAUUUUCACCUAGAGUAAAUAAAAUGCCAAUAAAUAGACCUACUUCAUGUAUCAUAAACAAAACAAGAAGUAUUAGUAAUUACAGCAUUCGUAAAACACCUUAAGUGGCAACUAAACGAAACAAUAAUUAACCAGUUUCGAAAUUAAUUAAUUUAAUUUCAGAUGUUAUUGAUAUUGAUCUUACCCAUUAUGACUAAUAAACUCAUAAAAAAAAAGAAUAAAUAUUUACUACUCUUUGGAGUAAAAAUAUUCAUGUUAGAACCACACAUGAGAAAUAUUAGUAAACAUAUGGAAUUUAAAAACCAUAAAUUUCAUCACAUUUUUUCAGCACUCAAAACAAAAGACCUAAUAGCUUUUUUAAACAUUCAUUUCAUAUAGACAAUAAUCUUAGUUUAUUUUGA